AUGGCUACAGGAUCUGAAUACAAAAACGCUCCCCUUAAGUUACCUGCAGAGGUUGCAGAAGAAAUAGCAACCACAGCAAAAAAACUUGUUGAAGGAGGAAAGGGAAUUUUAGCUGCUGAUGAAUCGACUCAAACAAUUAAGAAAAGAUUUGAUAACAUAAAAAUAGAAAACACUGUCGAAAAUAGAGCAAGUUAUAGAGAUCUAUUAUUUGGUACGAAAGGUCUGGGAAAAUUUAUAUCAGGUGCAAUUUUAUUUGAAGAAACAUUAUUUCAAAAAAAUGAAGCUGGUGUUCCUUUAGUAAAUUUAUUACAUAAUGAAGGAAUAAUACCAGGAAUUAAGGUUGAUAAAGGUUUAGUUGCUAUUCCAUGCACAGAUGAUGAAAAGUCAACCCAAGGAUUAGAUGGAUUAGCAGAUAGGUGUAAGGAAUACUAUAAAGCUGGAGCAAGAUUUGCAAAAUGGAGAGCUGUUUUAGUAAUUGAUCCUGCAAAAGGAAAACCAACUGAUUUGUCAAUUCAAGAAACGGCAUGGGGAUUAGCUAGAUAUGCAUCUAUAUGUCAACAGAACAAACUUGUACCAAUUGUUGAACCGGAAAUUUUGGCAGAUGGAUCACACACCAUUGAAGUAUGUGCAACUGUAACACAAAAAGUGUUAGCAUGUGUUUUUAAAGCAUUACAUGACCAUGGUGUAUUAUUAGAAGGAGCAUUAUUGAAACCAAAUAUGGUAACAGCAGGAUAUGAUUGCCCUGUGAAAACCAAAACACAAGACAUAGGUUUUCUUACUGUAAGGACUUUAAGUAGGACAGUUCCCCCAUCACUUCCAGGAGUUGUAUUUUUAUCAGGAGGCCAGUCUGAAGAAGAAGCAUCUGUUAAUUUAAAUUCCAUCAAUGCACUAGGUCCUCAUCCAUGGGCAUUAACAUUUUCCUAUGGUAGAGCAUUACAAGCAUCAGUUUUGAACACAUGGAAAGGUAAGAAAGAAAAUGUUGAAAAGGCUAGAGAAGUUUUAUUAAAACGAGCUGAAGCCAAUUCCUUAGCCACAUAUGGCAAGUACAAGGGAGGUGCAGGUGGAGCCGAUGCAGGUGCUUCCCUUUAUGAAAAGAAAUAUGUCUAUUAA
Plasmodium gonderi is the source of this 1110-nucleotide messenger RNA. RefSeq names its product fructose 1,6-bisphosphate aldolase. Lineage: Eukaryota; Apicomplexa; Aconoidasida; Haemosporida; Plasmodiidae. Gene Ontology annotation, biological process: glycolytic process; fructose 1,6-bisphosphate metabolic process. Gene Ontology annotation, molecular function: fructose-bisphosphate aldolase activity. The record is from RefSeq and is a predicted model, not a curated record. Gene Ontology annotation, cellular component: cytosol. The coding region runs from base 1 to 1110 and encodes 369 amino acids. The transcript is spliced from 2 exons.